AGCACCGGGCGGGACGGGCCGUGGGGCGGGGAGCGAUCCCGGGACCGGGCAGGAUAAGUCCGGAUGGUCCUUGGCGUUCCGUGGGGUCCCGGUACCGGGGAGAAUCGUCUUUGACGUUCGGGACACCCUCGGUACCGGGCAGGACGGUCCUUGGAACAGAGAGGGAUGCCGGUACCGGGAAGCCAUGGAGGUGCAGUCCUACUACACCAAACUGCUGGGGGAGCUGAACGAGCAGCGCAAGCGGGACUUCUUCUGCGACUGCAGCAUCAUCGUGGAGGGCCGGAUCUUCAAGGCGCACAAGAACAUCCUGUUCGCCAACAGCGGCUACUUCCGAGCCCUGCUCAUCCACUACAUCCAGGACAGCGGCCGCCACAGCACCGCCUCCCUGGACAUCGUCACCUCCGAGGCCUUCUCCGUCAUCCUGGACUUCCUGUACUCCGGGAAGCUCGACCUGUGCGGGGAGAACGUGAUCGAGGUGAUGUCGGCCGCCAGCUACCUGCAGAUGACCGACGUGGUCAACUUCUGCAAGACCUACAUCAGGUCCUCCCUGGACAUCUGCAGGAAGAUCGAGCGGGAGGCGGCUUUCUACCAGGCGGACAGCGGGAGCUCCGCCAGGGAGGGCACGUCCCUCGGCCCCCGGGGACAGUGCCCUGCCCCUGGCUCGUCCCUGCAGGAUAAGGAAGGGGGUCCGGGUUGCCAGCGGGACCCCCCGUGCGGGGACUGCAGCAGCUGCCACCCCCUGGAGCUGGUGGUGAGGGACCCCCUGGGCGGCGACUCCCAGGACGGGGUGAACUCCUCGCUGCCCAGGGGGGUGGAACCCAAGGUGGAGUUCGACGACGACGGGGAGGUGGAGGUGGGCGAGAGGCUGCCCCAGUACCCCGCCCCGCUGUCCCUGGAGCACAUGGAGGAGGGGCAGCCCGUGGACCUGGCCUGCAACAACUACCACAUGAAGCAGUUCCUGGAGGCCCUGCUGCGCAACAGCUCGGCCCAGAGGAAGGAGGACGUGGUGCAGCACUUUGUGAGGGGGUUUGAGGGCAGGACGGAGGACGCAGGGCUGGCCAUGAGCUCCAUGGUGGACAUUCACAGCGACUGGUAUGGUGAGGACACAGGUGACGUGCUGGUCGUGCCAAUCAAGCUGCACAAGUGCCCCUUCUGCCCCUACACGGCCAAGCAGAAGGGGAUCCUGAAGAGACACAUCCGCUCCCACACCGGGGAGAGGCCCUACCCCUGUGAGACCUGUGGGAAGCGCUUCACCCGCCAGGAGCACCUCCGGAGCCACGCCCUGAGCGUUCACCGCUCCAACAAGCCCAUCAUCUGCAAGGGCUGCAGGAGGACCUUCACCAACAGCCUGUCCCCGGGGCUGCGGCGCUUCGGGCUCUGCGACAGCUGCACCUGCGUCACCACCACCCACGAGGACUCCGUGCCCAUCAACCUCAGCCUCGUGGAAACGGCCUCCGAGGGCCAGGAGAAGGGGGAUGCCGACAGCGACUGGCCCAUCUACGUGGAAUCCGGGGAGGAGAACGACCCGGCCGACGAGGAGGAGGAGGAGGAGGGGGAUGACAAGCAGGAGAUCCACAGGAGUUUGUCGGACAGGGAAGCGCUGAUGUAGCAGUGGGAGGGGAGAGGGAGCAACUGGGAGCCUCCCCUGGCAGCAACAGAAAACUGCACGUUUGCCCCAGUUAGUGACACUGUGCUGGUUUUUAUUCCUUUUUUUUUUUUUUUUUUUAAUAGAACGUUGGGGGAGAAUCGGAAUUUUUAACGCUUUUUAAGUUUUCAGUGCUGUGCACCAGAAAUCUGUGAAGAAUCUCCUGUCUGGGGUUCACAGUGCUUGGACUUGAGCAAUUUCUCUGCCUCUCUGGUUUUGAUUUUGCAGGUGGGACAUCUCUGUGUUGUUUUGAUAACAGGUUUCUUCAAACAGUGCUGUUGUGGUCCUCAAUCCCUAACCUGAAAGGGGCACCACCUUCUCUCUGAAGAUGCCAUGAAAUGUAGUUUACAUCUGAAGAUGACAUGAAAUGCAGUUUACAUCUCUUACCUUGGGACUUUUUAAAUCUUUAAACUGUGAUCCUUCUGUGUUAGGACAGUAUUACCUGAACUGUAAACCAGGAGUGUUUGCUUGGACUGGGUUUGACCUGGAAACCAGGGCAGAAAAACCAGGAUAACAAAAAUAUGCUGCUGCUGAAAAAAAGGAUAGACAGUAAGAAUAGUUGUAUUUCACGUGUCCUUAAUUGCAGGAAUUUGGAGAUCAAGUUUCUCUUCCUGAAUUUUUACUGCAUCUUCCUCUCUCAAGAGCUCAGGCUGCAGAUCUUCAGAUGUGUCUUUAAUGUCACUCAGGCAUCAGUAGUCUUGGCUUGAGAAAUAUGAAGCAAAUUAUGGUGUCUGGUGGCCUGGUCUCUUGGUUUAGACUGAGUGAAAUGCCCAAAUUCUCUUCAGCUUUUUACAGCAGGAGUUAAAAGCUGUCGAGCAGGUUCCUUGGGAAUUCUGACACUGACAGAUUAAAAAGUAGAUCCACAGCUGGUGUGGCUGAGGAGCAGUGAAGUAUCAAGAUCUGCUGUAACAGAGCUCUGAACACCCUUUUUGAACCCCUUUCUUUCUCUUUUACUAUAAUUUCUUUUGGAAUUUGGGGAUCCUUCUCAUGGUUUAUGUUGCUGUGUGAAUUUCCCUGAGUAUUUAUUUAUUUUUUUAAAAAAACACCUCCACUGUGAACCUCCUGUUUCUUUGCUGGGAUAGCUCAAGGUUUUCAAAGGAGGUGAGAUUUGUUACCUUUUCAGUAGCAAGCUGAUAUAAGCUAUCAAAAAAUCAGGCUGAGAAGCUUUGGAAGAAAACACACCACCUGUUUGCUUAGGGGUGACCUCCUGUUCCCUAAGGAAGGGACAAAACUGAAAUAUACUGUGAAAUAAGACUGUUAGUGCUUCUUUACUCUACUGUUCAUAAGUGUUUCAUGAGAAGGCAAAUUCUGUGAGUCUUUCUAGAUGGAGCAAAGGCUGGACCAGAAAUCUGCAGGCAGGUUUGGCCAACAAAGGAUGAGCAGUUCCUCCCACUUAAGGCAGUGUUUCUUGAGGCUUUUGGUGUAAAGGCUUCUCUCUUGGCAAACCUAAAAAAAAGCAAAGAGCCCUCUGAUUUAACCAGUCCUUUUUUUUUUUUUUUCCCUGCAUGGUUUUCUUUUGUGCGUUGAAAAAGAACGAUUGAGCUUCAUCCUGAGUGAAACAGUCCCAUCACAACGUCGGGAUUUACUUGUGAGAGGUGAUUCUACCCUCACAAGGGGUUCACCUGCCCCAUCAGACAGGAUGAGGAAAGAAGAAACAAGGUUCUUUUUAAACAAGUCACUUCACUGGCGGUUGCUGAAAAGAGCAGAAGAUGAAGAGACUUGUUUUGAAGUCCAGGUUCUUGAUGAGUGUCACCUUUGCAGGAUCCCACCACCACGUGCUGCUUUUAUUUUUCUGUCCCUCAAAUUGGAUGAGUCUCAGUCAUCCCUGUUCCAGGGCAUCUGCAAAUUUGAGUUUGUAGCAGCUGAGCAGUGUCACAGUGACACGUCAUCACUGGGGCAAGACCUUUACAAAAUUCACUGCUCCAGACCCUGUUUCAGCCCAUCUGAAUUUAAACCAUCAGAAGGACAACUUAUGUAGGUGCCAGGCUUGGAGCUGAGCUCCUCUGAAAAUCCUGCUGUGGUUUUGAGGUCCUUAGUGCUCUUGAGCCAAAGGUGGGCUUGUAAAUCUUGCUGGAAUAUUGAAAAUGCCACCUCCAGCCUCCCAGGGCUUGUCUUUGGGAAUUCUGGGCUCCUGCUCGAUUUUUUGGUGAGUCCCUCCAACAUCAGAGGGGUGUUUGUUUGGUAUCUGCUUGUCUGAUGAAGGAGGGGCUUGUGCAUGUGAGAGCACCUGAAAAAGAGACACGGGGGAUCUGGGUUUGUGGGGAGACUCGCUUGCUGAUGGAAUGUAAAUAGGGAUCCCAAACCACACUCAGUGACCAGACACCCCCAUUUCUGGUCGUGAAGGUGCCACCUCAUUGUAAAUAUUGGUGGAAGCCACUAGACAUGGAAUAUCAGCCCAGCCUGGCUCUGGCCAGUGCUCCACAGCUGUGGGAAGAUGCAGCUCCUGGCUGAGCCCGUGGGGACACUCAGAGCAGGGCAAACCAACCUCUUGGGAGGUCUGAGUGUCGCGAGAGAGCCGCGGGUGUGUCUGCAGAGACCUUUCCCUUCAACCUGCUGUUCUUUGGUCUUAGAGAUUGUUCUUGUGUGUCUUGUGCCUAGAGAAUGGAGCUGUGAGGGGUGAGGGGAGGGGGGGGUUGGCCGUGCACAUUCCACGUGGAAAGUCACCACCAAACUCGUGUUUCCUGUUGGAAUUGUCAUGUUGUGCUGCUUUGUUUCCUAUGGAGUCCUUCAGCCUUUGUAGUAGAAAAGGAUGUAGUUUACCCACAUUCUUGUGACCUGGGGGAGGGGGGGGUGUUCAUGUAAAUCUGUUUUUCUCGUGCUUUCCACUUAGUUUUUUGGGUGUUUUUUCCCUGAAAUCUUCCGUUGUAGAUCCAGCCUCUACAAGCUUUGAGAAAACGAUGUGGCUGUUUUGAAAUGGUGCUUGAUGAAGAAUCAAAAAUAAUGUUUUUAGGAAAGUUAUUUCUAAUGCAAUCUCUUUCUCAAAGGUUUUUAAAGGCCGUGCAGAACGACAUAUCUUCAAGUCUUAGCUUGAUGUACUUGACUUUGUUUAGGAAUGUACAUUUUAAUGUAUUUUUGCACAUAAUUGCACUGUAUUUCACUGGAGGAAUACAUGCUGCACUGGUAUUUGUAGCUCAUUUAACCUCUUGGUGCAAGCCCCUGUAAAUCUUCCAAACGUGGUCAUUUGAUUUCCUGAUGUUUUGUAAGACAGUUUCAUAACUGAAGUCCUUUAGUCCAGUUACAAUGACAGAUUCUUAUAAACUGAACCUUAUUUGUAGAAGUGACUGAACUAUAUUUGUGGAUCUUGGAGCAUUCUGGAGUUUUUUUGAUUGUCUAGAAAAUAAAACUCUCUGAGAGGGUUGCUUUGAUUUUUUUACCA
This is a messenger RNA of Corapipo altera (White-ruffed manakin), 5021 nucleotides long. RefSeq names its product zinc finger and BTB domain containing 8B (gene ZBTB8B). The transcript is spliced from 4 exons. Gene Ontology annotation, biological process: regulation of transcription by RNA polymerase II. Gene Ontology annotation, molecular function: protein binding; DNA-binding transcription factor activity, RNA polymerase II-specific; RNA polymerase II cis-regulatory region sequence-specific DNA binding. The record is from RefSeq and is a predicted model, not a curated record. Lineage: Eukaryota; Metazoa; Chordata; Aves; Passeriformes; Pipridae. The coding region runs from base 185 to 1609 and encodes 474 amino acids.